This is a messenger RNA of Gopherus evgoodei (Goodes thornscrub tortoise), 413 nucleotides long. RefSeq names its product NADH:ubiquinone oxidoreductase subunit A1 (gene NDUFA1). The transcript has 3 exons. NCBI's taxonomy places the organism in Eukaryota, Metazoa, Chordata, Testudines, Testudinidae. The record is from RefSeq and is a predicted model, not a curated record. Bases 71 to 283 code for a protein of 70 amino acids.
GGGCUAAUGCGCCUGCGCGUUUGCAGGCCUCGGGACGGCUCUGACUAGCGCAGCGGUCGGUGGUGGCGGGAUGUGGUACGAGAUUCUGCCCGGCGCGGCCCUCAUGGGCCUGUGCCUGACCAUCCCCGGCGUGUCCCUCAUCCACAUCCACAGAUACCUCAACGGAGGCAAGGAAAAGAGAGUCGCUCGCCAACCCUACCAGUGGUACCUGAUGGAAAGAGACAGGCGACUGUCGGGGGUUAAUGAAUAUUAUCGGUCCAAGGGACUGGAGAACAUUGACUAAGAAGCAACUCGUUGAGUGAAGAGUCCUAGUUCUUGUACAAAGCAAUUUAGCUCUAGUAAACAUGCAUGUAUAUUUGAUGCAAUGUGUUAUACGUUGCACAUAAACCUGGAAAAUAAAGUAGGUUUCUGCA